GGCAUAGCAAUGAAGCAGCGCAAGGACCGUCGCUGGGAAUUUCGCAUUCCAUUUACACAAGUACCAAAAGACUUGGCAAACAGGGGAAACAAGUGUUUAUGCAUAGAUAUGUAGUAGGCAGUGGGUAUUUUAAGACAUUAGUCGGUAAACGGUCCACGCAUUAAUAUUGCCAGAAAUUAUUUAAGUGUGAGAAAUUGACGUGUCGGGAUGUUCAGACCCGAGAGGACGAACCCAAAUUUGGGCAGUGCCGCUCGAGGACGGGACCCUGACCACCGGAGAUUCACGGUUGAAGGGUGUCCCAGCAGAGACUCACCCUUUUCGCUCGAGCUGAAUCCCAGGAAGAGACUUCAUUCAGCGGAGGAAGCGCUAUGUGGCAGCCGGCCACCCCCGGAGGGCGCUGGGUCUGUGACCAUAUCGGAGUCCGGUCACUUCGAGAAAAGGGACGGCAAGGGGAACUUGUGCAAGCAAUGUCAGAUGAAAGUCGCAGAACUGAAGAGACAAGCGCUCGCGCUGGCCGAUCCAGGGUCGCUGAAGGACCCGGGCUUCGCCGCCUUCCUCUUCGACAAGCUCCAAGUGCCUGAGUACCCUCCGCUGGGCCGGCAUGAGGGUGGGGGCCGCUGUGAGGUCUGCACUGCCCCUCCCCACCAGCUGAGACAGCAGGCCCUCCAGACCAUCCUGGCCCUGGCCAAAGACAUGCCCGACCUGCCGCCCAGCGCCCUCGCGGGCCUUCCCCCGCGCCCUGCAGCCCACGGCGUGGUCACGCUCUCCUCCCCCCGCGACUGGGCGGCGCCCGCGGGGAAGCAGCCCGCCAAAGCCCACACCAUCCUGUCCGCGGGGGACAGGCGCAGGGGGCUGGGCUGGCAGCCGGGCGCCUCCGGCGGGGCCAAGUCCAGCGUGCAGGUGACGGUUGGGACGGGGCCGCUGACGAGCACCCUCAGCUCCGUCACCAUCCAGGCGCAGCAGUAUCUGGAGGGCAUGUGGAGCAUCUCCCGCGUCAACAACUUCCUGCCGCAGCCCUGCCUGACUCAGGGCUUGACGGCCGAAGCGGAGUGGGAGAGCGUGACCCCCGAGGCCUCCGUCGCGGGUGCAAGCAGCUGCCCGCCGCCCGCCCUCCAGGGCAGCCCGGUCCAUCCGGUGCAGGCCACGGCCAGCCCCCCUGCUCCGUCCCACGGCACGUCUGCCGCGGCCUCCUUCUUCAUCAGGGCUGCGCAGAAGCUGAACCUUUCGUCCAAGCGCAAGAAGCACCAACCGCCGCUGCCGCUCUCGCAGGAGCCCUCCAUCUACCCCACGAGCUUCAGCGGCAUCCUGCAGGUGUCUCCGCCCCCCGCGCCGCCAUGCCUUCUCCGGGCCGUGUCAAAGGUCAAGGACAACCCGGGGAUGGGAAAGGUCAAGGUCAUGAUGCGCAUCUGCCCCUCCCAGGGGACCCACGACACGUCCGAGUCCAUGUCCUUCCUGAAGGUGGACCCGCGCAAGAAGCAGCUGACCUUGUACGACCCGGCGGCCAGCGCGCACUCCAGCUCAGGGCACCGGCGCGCUGUGGUGGCCGCCCCAAAGAUGUUCGCCUUCGAUGCCGUCUUCACCCAGGAUGCCUCGCAAGCUGAGGUGUGUUCAGGGACAGUAGCGGAAGUCAUCCAGUCAGUGGUUAACGGUGCAGAUGGCUGCAUCUUCUGCUUCGGCCACGUGAAGCUUGGCAAGACUUACACCAUGAUUGGCAAGGACAGCUCCACCCAGACCCUGGGCAUCGUGCCCUGUGCCAUAUCCUGGCUCUUCAAGCUCAUCAACGAGCGCAAGGAGAAGACGGGCACGCGCUUCUCCAUCCGCGUGUCGGCCGUGGAGAUCUGCGGCAAGGACGAGACGCUGAAGGACCUGCUCUCCGAGGUGGCCAGCGGCAGCCUCCAGGACGGUCAGUCCCCAGGGGUCUACCUGCGCGAGGACCCUAUAUGUGGCACACAGCUCCAGAACCAGAGCGAGCUCCGCGCUCCCACCGCUGAAAAGGCCGCCUUCUUCCUGGACGCGGCCAUCGCCGCGCGCAGCACCAGUAGGCCCGACUGCGACGAGGAGGAGCGCCGCAACUCCCACAUGCUCUUCACCCUGCACAUCUACCAGUACCGCAUGGAGAAGAGCGGCAAAGGAGGAAUGUCUGGCGGACGGAGCCGCCUGCACCUCAUUGACCUGGGAAGCUGUGAGAAGGUCCUGAGCAAGAGCAGGGAUGGAGGUGGUGGUCUGUGUUUGUCUCUGACCGCACUGGGCAACGUCAUCCUCGCUCUGGCCAAUGGAGCCAAGCACGUACCUUACAGGGACAGUAAGCUAACGAUGCUGCUGAGGGAGUCACUGGGAAACAUCAACUGCAGAACCACCAUGAUCGCUCACAUCUCUGACUCUCCGGCUCAUUAUGCCGAGUCGCUCACCACCAUCCAGCUGGCCUCGCGAAUCCACCGCAUGAGGAAAAAGAAAUCUAAGUAUGCAUCUAGCUCCUCUGGUGGGGACAGCUCCUGUGAGGAGGGGCGAAUCCGCCGACCGCCGCACCUGAGACCCUUCCACCCACGGACUGUGGCCCUGGACCCAGACCUGCCCGCGCUGCUCAGCGACCCAGACUACUCCUCUAGCAGUGAGCAGUCCUGUGAUACGGUCAUCUACGUGGGACCAGGGGGAGCUGCCAUCUCUGACCGUGAGCUCAGUGACAACGAGGGCCCACCUGCCUUUGUUCCCAUCAUCCCCUCACUGAACAGGAAGCGUGCCAAAGAGGGGCCGGUGGACAGAGACCACUUCAAGUGCAACACGUUUGCAGAGCUACAGGAACGACUGGAGUGCAUUGAUGGCAGUGAGGAGCCAAGCUCCUUCACAGGGGAGGGCAGGGGGUCUCUAUCAGGCUCCAAAACAGACAGUGGAGCAGUCAAACUCAAAGAGGGGGCUUCUGUUUCUGUAAGGACUUCUGCCAAAGCCUCCUCGCAGGAGGGCAUUUCACCCAAACAAACUCCCCAGUGUGUAGCCACUCACCCAGCCAGCAGCACCCCUGUCAAGUCCAAAAUGGAACAUUCCAAAUGGCCGAGUGCCACUUCAGAAGGGGGCAUCUCAGAGAGCUUGAGCCGAACAAGUGCGGAUGGGGAGAAGGUGCUGGCUUCUGACGGUCGGACUGGUGUUUACAAACACGGUGGGGCAGCAUCACAAGAUUCUGAGCCGGUGGUGCGUGAGAAGGUGUACUUCAACAAAAGGCCACUACCCAAGCCUGCCCCUCCUCCCCCUCAGCAGAAGGAGUCCAGGAGACUCUACCCAGAGACAGAGGGAAGCUCUGCUACCAGGAUGCCCCCUGUUGGGAUGAGCCACCAAGCUCUGAAACGAGGAGAAUCAGGGGGUUCCCCUGUGCUUGGCAGAGCCCAUUACAUGAGCAGAACCCCCAUGGAGGUGAGCCACCUGCGCUCGACCCUCAGAGGGAGAUGCUUUGACAGGGACAUCUUGAGGACCACUGUGACACUGCAGCAGCCUGUUGAACUGAACGGAGAGGAUGAGCUGGUGUUCACGGUUGUAGAGGAGCUGUCCAUUGGUGGAAUCAUUGACAAUGGACGGCCCUCCAGCAUCAUCAGCUUCAACAGUGACUGCUCUCUGCAGGCCUUAGCCUCGGGCUCACGUCCUGUCAGCAUCAUCAGUAGCAUCAAUGAUGAGUUUGAUGCCUACACCUCCCAGGUGGGUGCAUCUGGAGUAAACAUAGAGAUGGUUACACCUCUGCAAGAGGAGCCAUUUGUCUGCUCGGGCAGUAGACGUUCCUCCAUCAGCUCCUGGCUCAGCGAGGUUAGCGUAUGCACAUUGGAGAGUGAAGGCAUUCACUCCACAGACAGCCUCCUACCACAGUCUAAGCACAUUGGUCCAGAGAGCACCUUAUACUUAGAUUCUCUUGGCAUGUUCCACAAGGAGCCCUUCUCUCCACAGGAUGCCAAGAGCUCCUUGAAUGACAGUGGUUUUUGCUUCUCGGAGUUAGACAGUGACAGCGCUGCCUCCAGCAAACUCUCCCUGAGCAUGACAAAGUGCCCACCAUCCCCUGAUUCUACCAAAGCACCCAACAAAGGUCCUAAAGUAACAAAAGCCAGUACUCUCAACACUUGUCAACCCCCACAGAGCUCUGAAGUUGUUCACUCCAGUCUUCCCAGGAAAAUGAAACCUACCUCAUCCGUCCCCCAGAAUAGCAACAGCAGUGGCAGUAGCCGUGAACUGCAGAGACAGGAAGGCAAACCAGAUGACCCUUGGCUGCGCAUGGACAGCCACACUGAAUCUCAAAUCCCUGACUCCAGUCCUGCUGGAAGGGUCUCCAGGAAUGGCACAAGUGGAAUACCCUCAAGGAAGCCAGGCGUGAACAGCAACAGCGUACCUCGAACACCCAAGAUGCAGGGGUCUACCUCAUCACAGAGAGUGGUGGACGGAUGUGAGAAGUCCAGCAGCAAGAAGGCAGAGGCUCCCAGUAAAAUGCCUCAGUUCAGGAGAGGGGCGACCACGCUUGGCACUGUGCCUGUAAUCCACAGUUCCUCUGAUUCUAAAGGGAACCAAGAUGGCACAUCAACAACUGGCAGCCUCAAGUUCUCCUCCUUGGGGAAGAAGACAAAUGGACAGAAAGGUAGUAUGCUUCCAAAGCCUGGUGGCACCUCACCUCCUGCUCCACCAGUCCGCAAAUCCAGCCUAGAUCAGAAGAACAGGAUCUUGCUGCCCCCAAGUGCCUUAAAGUCUGCAGGUAUUGAUGCAGGAAAGUCCUCAGCACCUAGGGCAGCAGCAUCAGAAGAUGAGUUUGACAUACGGUUGAGAGGGGACUCCAGUAACUACAAGACAUCUAGCUUAAAGACUGACUACAGUUCUGCUAGGGCAACAUCUAGUCUCAAGUCUAGAGGAGCCAAAGGAGAUGCUGGACAGUGCUAUGGCAGUCAGAUGUCCUUGGAGAGAUGUGACAGCUUGACUUCAGUGGGAUCUAAACCUGGACUCAGUAGAGAGAAUAGUGGUGCCAGCUUGGGCAGCAAUGGGAAGUCCGCCCGGUCGGUACCAAGACUUGGAGUGCCCACCUCCACCUCCACACCUACUGCUACCUCCCCACCUCCCUGUGUGGUCCCAGGAACCCCAGGCAAAACAGGGCAAAUAAAAGGCAGUGUCAACUCCAAGGCCAUCGGCAUCAACGGAAACAAGGCACGAUCCCUGUCCACAAGCAACUCCAAGGGUCUGAGCUCAUCCACCAAAUCAUUGGCUGCUCCAGCCACAAGGAAUGCCAACCUGCCCCCCACUGGGAAAACGUCACCUCGGUCUGUUACAGGGGUCAAUGGAAAACCAGGGAGAGGCACCAUCAUGGGCACAAAGCAAGCCAUACGGGCUGCUAACAGUCGCGUCAGUGAGCUGGCUUCAGGGAGCCCUGGGAAACACUUCAGGGGCUCUGGGGACUCAGACAGUGGCAAUGACAGUGGGGUGAACCUCAGUGAUGAGAAGACCUCCAUCCCCGUUCUGCCUUCCCCCUACAGCAAGAUCACAGCCCCAAGAAGGCCUCAGCGCUACAGCAGCGGGCAUGGCAGCGAUAACAGCAGUGUCCUGAGUGGAGAAUUGCCCCCGGCUAUGGGACGCACUGCGCUCUUUUAUCACAGUGGGGGCAGCAGUGGCUAUGAGAGUAUGAUCCGGGACAGCGAAGCCACUGGCAGUGCCUCGUCUGCUCACGACUCCAUGAGUGAGAGUGGCAUGUCUUCUUCAGGCCGCACCAGGACUUCUAAAUCCCCCAAGAAGAGGUCUAAUGGCCUUCAGAGGCGGCGGCUGAUCCCGGCUCCUUUGCCGGACACCUCAUCUCUUGGGAGGAAGGCCAGUGCCACAGGCCAGUGGGUGGACCUUCCUCCCUUGCCCGGGACUCUGAAGGAGCCCUUCGAGAUCAAAGUGUAUGAGAUCGAUGAUGUGGAGCGACUGCAGAGGAGAAGACAAGAGGAAGCAGCUGAGCAGCCAUUCCAGGAUGUUGAGAAGGGCCUGCUGUAUUUCAACACCAAACUGAAGAUACUGGAGAGGCGGCAGCAGCAGAUCCGGGACCUGCGGGUUAAGCAUGACAUGCUGAAGGAGGAGCUGGAGGACACCAAGCGCAGGCUGAUGAUGGAUCCCAGCAAGUGGCUAGGAGAGUUUGAGGUGGACCAAGAUUUGGACAAGGAGUCACAAGAGUAUCUGGAGGCCCUGGAACAGGUCACAGAGGAACUGGAGUACUGCGUCAACCUAUGCAAGUCACGCGUCAUGAUGGUGACGUGCUUCGACAUUGGGGUGGCGUCCGACGUUCAAGAUGGACCGCGAGAAGUCGAAGUGUGAGAGAGCGAGAAGAAGAGAGGGAACCCAGAAAGUCGACGAGGAAGGAUGACGAAAUGUCGCAGCAAGUUCAGAGAUACGCUGAGAUUGAGGCAGGAAGAGGGCAGCCCACAGCAAAAAGACUAAACUGAAUGGGCAUCAGACAUGGGUCUUUGCAGGGAGGAAGCACCUUUUCUUUCUGCAAAAGAAAUUCUCAUGGUGCCUCACGGUGUUGGACAGACAGGAAUGGAGCGGGACUUUUGAAAAAGCAGCAAAGUUUCUACAUUUUCUGCGUGGUGACAGAAAGUGGUUGUCAUAAACCCAAGAUUCAUUCAACGACAUCCGAAAGUGCCUUUUUCUUAAGACUGUUUUCGAGUGAAUAUUUUUUGUAUUGGUGCUAGUAUUAAAACCAGCAUACCUAA
Molecule: messenger RNA, 6698 nt
Organism: Megalops cyprinoides (Indo-Pacific tarpon)
Lineage: Eukaryota; Metazoa; Chordata; Actinopteri; Elopiformes; Megalopidae
Gene: kif26ab
Product: kinesin family member 26Ab
Exons: 16
Coding region: 208-6300 (2030 amino acids)
Biological process (GO): microtubule-based movement
Molecular function (GO): microtubule binding; microtubule motor activity; ATP binding
Source: RefSeq, a predicted model, not a curated record